AUGUCUGCCACCGAUACUACUACUCCGGUGAACGAGGCUGCUGUGCUCCAACCGGGCGGCUCCUUCUACUAUGAAAACCGGGAAGUCCCGACGAUCCAAUCCGACAGAGAUGUCAUCGUAAAGGUGAUCGCCACGGGUCUCUGUGGCUCGGAUGUCCACUACUGGCAACAUGGCCGCAUUGGGAGAUACGUCGUGGAGAAACCGCUCAUCCUCGGCCAUGAGUCCACCGGAAUCGUCGUCUCGUGUGGCCCGAAUGUCCAGGGGCUGGCCGCUGGAGAUCGUGUCGCCAUGGAACCGGGCGCCGCCUGCAACAGCUGCGACUUUUGCCGCAGUGGCCGCUACAACCUGUGUCGCUCGAUGAGCUUUGCCGCCACUCCCCCGAUCGACGGAACUCUCUGCACCUACUACCGCGUGCCGGCCGAGUGUUGCUUCAAGCUGCCGGACCAUAUCUCUCUACGCGAUGGAGCGUUGGUGGAGCCCCUGAGCGUCGCCGUCCAUGCAUGCCGGCUCGCCGGGGACCUGCAGAACCGCAAGGCGAUCGUCUUCGGGGCAGGCCCUGUGGGGUUGCUGUGCUGCGCGGUCGCCCGAGCCUUGGGAGCCGCCACUGUCGUCAUCGUGGAUAUCGUAACCAGUCGCCUCGAAGUGGCCACGAAGCAUGGGGCAACUCACACCUACCAAAUGUCCUCAGAGUCUCCAGAGGAGAACGCGAAGGCACUCCUCGAGGUAGCGGGACUGGGAGAUGGCGCCGAUGUCGUGCUGGAUGCCACAGGAGCGGAGCCCUGUGUCAACUGUGGCCUGCACGCAGUCGGACCAGGAGGAACUUUCGUCCAAGUGGGGUUGGGCCGCCCAAACGUCUCCAUCCCGCUUGGUCAAGUCUGCGACAAAGAGGUCAUCGUGAAGGGCAGCUUCCGAUACGGCCCGGGGGACUUCAGCCUCGCCGUGGGAUUGCUGCAGGCCAACCGGGUCAACCUCGAAGGUCUGGUCACGAACGAAUACUCUUUCUCGCAGGUCGAGGAGGCCUUCAAAAAUGUAGCCAACCGGGUCGGGAUCAAGAGCGUCAUCUAUGGACCGGGGGUGGACGCAGCGACGGCCAAUAGCAUCUAG
Molecule: messenger RNA, 1104 nt
Organism: Aspergillus heteromorphus CBS 117.55
Lineage: Eukaryota; Fungi; Ascomycota; Eurotiomycetes; Eurotiales; Aspergillaceae
Product: NAD(P)-dependent alcohol dehydrogenase
Exons: 3
Coding region: 1-1104 (367 amino acids)
Biological process (GO): D-sorbitol catabolic process
Molecular function (GO): zinc ion binding; L-iditol 2-dehydrogenase (NAD+) activity
Source: RefSeq, a predicted model, not a curated record